AUGUAUCAGAAGUUGGGAAUCGAAGGUACGCCAUUCAAUGCAGAUAUUGUCGGCGUAAGUGGUGCCCGCAGCAAGUCAACCCGAUUAGUAGAGGUCAAUAUUCGUUCAUUAUACAGCGAUUACAAUGCUUCAUUGAAAUGUCUGGUCACGUCAAAAAUCACCAAUGCUCUCCCGUGUAAAACUGUGAACAUCUCCAACUGGAGAAUUCCCUCAGGUAUCUUUUUGGCUGAUCCAAAGUUUGGCACCCCAGCAAAUGUAGAUAUGCUGAUUGGUGUUACCGAGUUCUUCCGAAUAUUGAAAUCAGGGCAUCUUGUGAUUGGCGAAGGUCUGCCCGAAUUACGCAAAACGGAAUUGGGUUGGGUCGUUGCUGGAGAAAUUAACGAUGAAUCAUCAGCUAUUGUAAAUGCGCAACAGAUAAAUUCCGUGACGAUCGAGUCUCUUAACGAAGCGAUAAAACGCUUUUGGGAAAUCGAAGAAAUAGAAAACCAAACUUCUUCAUCUACGGAAGAACAAGAAUGUGAGGAAAUGUUCCGUAAAUCUCAUGAGAGAGAUUCUACAGGCAGAUAUGUAGUGAAACUUCCAUUCCGAAGCAACAUCCACCAACUUGAGGAUUGA
Messenger RNA from Topomyia yanbarensis, 615 nucleotides. RefSeq lists its product as uncharacterized. The record is from RefSeq and is a predicted model, not a curated record. The transcript has a single exon. Bases 1 to 615 code for a protein of 204 amino acids. NCBI's taxonomy places the organism in Eukaryota, Metazoa, Arthropoda, Insecta, Diptera, Culicidae.